Cantharellus anzutake is the source of this 1152-nucleotide messenger RNA. RefSeq lists its product as uncharacterized. The transcript has 10 exons. The record is from RefSeq and is a predicted model, not a curated record. NCBI's taxonomy places the organism in Eukaryota, Fungi, Basidiomycota, Agaricomycetes, Cantharellales, Hydnaceae. The coding region runs from base 1 to 1152 and encodes 383 amino acids.
AUGCCAUAUGCUGGAACUAAAAAGUGCACACUUUCUGACCUUGAACAUGAGCAGGAACAACUCAACAAAGACAUAGAAGUGCUUCGGCAGGGGAAAAACACAUUGUAUCAGGAUCGCAUCCAUGACCGAAUACCGUGUCCACAGGACUGUGUGGAUCAUCAUGAUCAUGGCUUCUCACUACAUGAAGCCAUGAAAAUUGCUGAAGAAGAUAUGCCUCUUGUGCAACUUGGAAUGAUGGAAAGCGAUAUUGUUAAAGAACAUGAAUGGCUCAAAAAUGAUUAUGAAGAGGCCUGGCCUGUGCAGGUGAGAGGACUGGCAAGUUCAAAUAGGAAUCUCCCUCGGAAUCGAAGGGGAAUCAAUGUUGCAACACUGAAUGGCACAAGUGAUAGUGACACUGAGCUGGGGAGCAACCAGUCUAGAUUAGGAGAUGACCAUGUGAAAUCAGAUGAGACCUGCCUCAAGGUUGAUGGCCAUAGUGAAUCGGAUGAAGUCUAUGACAGUGAUGAACAUGUGGAAAACCCAAAGUUUCCUCGAAAGGUGCCAAAGAAAGGAACAAAGAGGGCAGGGCAAUCCCAUGCUGAUUUGACAAGACACUGCACCCAAGUAAACCAUCAAGUCAAGGGUCAUCUUCGUACCAGUCAUCACAGCGACAACAUCUCUGAUGAAGAUGAGAGCAACAGUGAUGAUCAGCGUGGCAUGAGUCAUGCAAGUGGAGAUGAAACCGAUGACAUGUCAAAAUCUACUGCAACUCUAGCCAAAGGCACAUCUUUAUUCUUACCCUCAUCGCAUCCCCUUCCAAAAAAAACUGGGCCCCUUAUUGAGAAUGAGCUUGAGCACAGUAGCAAAGGCACUAUGACAACAUGCUGGCACAAGACAAGGGAAAGUUCUGAGCCUUUGGUGCUCCUGGCAUCCAGUCCCUCUGGUUCCUCCGAGGCUUAUAGCAUAACUUGGUCUCACAUCCCUGCCUCCGCAUCCUCUGCAUAUUUUGCAUCUUCCAUAUUCUGCACAUCUUCCACAUCCGGACCUCUGCCCACCUCUACACCCUCUGCACCUCUGCCACUCCUGGUUGACCUGGUGAAAUUGGCAGUGUGGUUGGGCAUGGGAAUUUGGCUUGGGACUGUCGGGAAUGAUGGGGAAAAUAUGGAAAAAUAG